UGCUUCGUGAGCAUGCGCAGCUCUCGGGUGGAAGGGUGCGAACUGCGCAUGCACGGAGGAGCUGUGGGGUCCGCAUUCGGGAGACGGUGGUGGUUAAUUUAGUGACGAUUGUUAUCCUGUCUCAGGGUUACUGCGGUCUCUCCAGAUGUGUCACUCGCUACCUGGUUGCCAUGGCAGUGGCAGAUCUACUCGUCAUUAUCCUUGACUUGAUAUUGAGGCACAUUCCAAUUGUUUAUUAUGAAGAGUUUCUUUUCAUCAUGUUAUUCCGUAUGUGUAAUGUACACGCUGUUCUGCUAUAUACUGCCACAGAUUGUUCUGUCUGGUUUACUGUGACAUUCACAUUUGAUCGCUUUGUAGCCAUUUCAUGUCAGAAACUAAAAUGCAAAUAUUGCACUGAGAAGACAGCAGCUGUAGUUCUUGGAACAGUGACUGUAUUGAGCUGUAUGAAGAACAUUUUCUGGUAUUUUAUGAUGACAGGUCGAUAUAUGCUGAUGAACUAUCCCUGGUUUUGUGUUGUAACAUGGGUUGUUAAGUAUUCACUUGUAUGGGCAAUAAUUGAGUUCCUUCACAACCUUCUCACCCCAGCGAUUGCAUUUGUUCUGAUUUUGCUGCUCAAUAUUUUCACAAUUAGACAUAUUUUAGUUACUAGUAAAGCACGAGUGAGAUUCCAUGGACACAACAUGAAGCAGAAUCCUCGAGACACAGAGAUGGAAAACAGAAGGAAAUCAAUAAUUUUAUUGUUUCUUAUCUCUGGGAAUUUCAUUUUGCUAUGGGCAGUACUAAUGUUGUAUUUGAUAUGGAAGCGAAUGCACCUUUUGGGGUAUAAUGAUGUACACCUACCUCAAUUUGUACAGGAAUUGGGGUUCAUGCUCCAGCUCCUGAGUUGCUGUACAAACACUUGCAUAUAUGUUGUGACCCAGACUAAAUUCAGACGGCAGUUCAGGAAUAUGGUAAGACAUCCUUUUACUCUAUGUUGUUCCUGAUUAAAUGAUGAAAAGGUCAAAUGAUCUCAAGCAUCUAAAAUACUUUUGCUUCAUAGUAUAAUAUAUAUACGAAAGAUCUCCCCAUACCUAGUGGCAAUUAGAGGAAGCGAUAUGAAAGCUGAUCAUGGAAAGAUGUAUAAACAAUGUGGUAUUGAGUGAUUUUAAUUGCCCCAAUAUACACUGGGACUUGCCUUGUGCCAGGCCUUUAGAGGGAGCAGAAUUUGUCAUGUGCAUCCAGGAGGGAUUAUUGAAACAAUGUGUAGGUCGUCCAACUAGGGAGGGGGCUGUGUUAAAUUUUGUGUUUGGGA
Molecule: messenger RNA, 1291 nt
Organism: Chiloscyllium plagiosum (whitespotted bambooshark)
Lineage: Eukaryota; Metazoa; Chordata; Chondrichthyes; Orectolobiformes; Hemiscylliidae
Source: RefSeq, a predicted model, not a curated record